Molecule: messenger RNA, 243 nt
Organism: Caenorhabditis remanei
Lineage: Eukaryota; Metazoa; Nematoda; Chromadorea; Rhabditida; Rhabditidae
Exons: 2
Coding region: 1-243 (80 amino acids)
Source: RefSeq, a predicted model, not a curated record
AUGCACAACUCCGCCUCUCUUGGCUGCGAUAUGGGCACUCUUCUGUGGAAUACAGACACCUACUCGGAAUCCUUGGAUUCUGAAGUUGAAGAAGGCCUUGAUGCAUUGGACCUCGCAUUUGAUGAAGUCCAAGAGCAGUUCAUCACACUGAUCGGAUCAACGUAUUUUCACCGGAGCAAAUUUGAGAAUCGUCAUCACUGCAAUGCUAGGAAAUCUCGAUCUCAAUGCAGACGCCGACGGUGA